Messenger RNA from Centruroides sculpturatus (bark scorpion), 1470 nucleotides. Its product is annotated as alpha-(1,3)-fucosyltransferase C-like. The record is from RefSeq and is a predicted model, not a curated record. Gene Ontology annotation, molecular function: alpha-(1->3)-fucosyltransferase activity. The transcript has 4 exons. Gene Ontology annotation, cellular component: membrane. The coding region runs from base 318 to 1433 and encodes 371 amino acids. Lineage: Eukaryota; Metazoa; Arthropoda; Arachnida; Scorpiones; Buthidae.
UUAAUAAGAAUUUAAUAGAGAGGAACCGACGUGACGUCAUUGCGACUUAAAAUGGUGGACGAGAGGAAAGGAAGACGUUCCGGAAUCGCCGUUGGACGAUAGCCUCUAUGAUGUGAAACUCUUUGCUGAUUAGGAGAAACGUUUCGCAUUGCACAAAGCAGAAGGUAUCCUGUAGCCAAUAGAAGAUUUUGUCCAGUUUCCUCCUGAUUGCACAUGCUAUUUUGUUGGCUAUGUUUUUAAUUUUACUCAGUUGUUAGUGUAGAAUUAUUGCAUCACACUGUUUAUCAAAGUAUAAGUGGGCCAGGAGGACCUCCGACAUGAAGUUCGUCAAACGUUUUCUGGUCUUCGCCGCCGCCGGACUCUGCUGCCUGGCUCUGGUAUACAGGUACUUCCUGGCGGGCGGAACCCUCCCCUCCGGACCCCUCCGCCCCCGGGAGGAGGCCUCGACGGAGGAACGCCGACCCGGCGACCCCCGCCUGAUUCUGCUGUGGACCACUUUCUUCGGCCGGGCCGACUACGUUCCUCCGCUGGACACUCUGGACUGUCCGCGCUCCGACUGUCUGGUCACUUCCAACCGCAGCCGCUUUCGCCAGAGCGACGCCGUGGUCUUCCAUCUGAGGGACACUUCGCCCGACGACCUGCCCCCCGCCCGCCUUUCCCGCCAGAAGUGGAUCUUGCUGCAUCACGAGUCCCCGCCCCACACCCCCAACGUCCUGUCGUCGCUGGACGGACUGAUCGACUGGACCGCCACAUAUAGGGAAGAUUCCGACGUCUACCUCAGUCCCCGUCCGGUGCAGAGGACGGAGGAGUGGGAGGAGGCCGAGGGGGACCGAGCCGCCAACAAGACCAGGAUGGCCGCCUGGUUCGUCAGCAACUGCAACACCCCGGGCCGUCGAGAAGACUUCGUCCGGGAACUGCGCAAGACCCUGUCCGUCGACGUGUACGGAGCCUGCGGACAGAAGAGCUGCCUACCCAAGAUGUCGCGCGAAUGCCUGCGCAAGGCCUCCUCCGAGUACAGGUUCUACCUGUCGUUCGAAAACUCCAUCUGCAAGGAUUACGUCACCGAGAAGUUCUUCGACGUGCUGGAGACGGACAUGGUUCCGGUAGUGCUGGGAGGGGCCGACUACUCCAGGAUCGCCCCGCCCCAUUCCUACGUGGACGCUCUGGCCUUCGAGUCGCCCCGCCGCCUGGGGCGCUUCCUCAUCGGCCUGGCCAAAGACCCUCGGCGCUACAACCGCUACUUCGACUGGAAAAAGAAGUAUCGCAUGGACAAUCGCCACUACGUCUGCCAGAUCUGCCAGAAGCUACACGCGCCCGACGCGCCCUCGACCACCUACGGGGACCUCAACAAGUGGUGGUUCGGGGACGCCAACUGUCGGAGCUGGGCCCCUCCUGAAGAACGCCCGGGCGGAAGCCCGACGCGCGCUUCCUAAUUCGUUACGCGUCCGGAUCAAAGGCACCGGGCCGCGC